Capsicum annuum is the source of this 16809-nucleotide messenger RNA. RefSeq names its product midasin. Gene Ontology annotation, cellular component: nucleus; preribosome, large subunit precursor. The record is from RefSeq and is a predicted model, not a curated record. Gene Ontology annotation, molecular function: ATP hydrolysis activity; ATP binding. Gene Ontology annotation, biological process: rRNA processing; ribosomal large subunit assembly. NCBI's taxonomy places the organism in Eukaryota, Viridiplantae, Streptophyta, Magnoliopsida, Solanales, Solanaceae. The coding region runs from base 153 to 16523 and encodes 5456 amino acids. The transcript is spliced from 77 exons.
AAUCAUAAAAUCCUUAAACCCUAAACCCUAGCUACUGUUAAACCUUUAUCCCCUUCAACACUUCUCCUUUCACCCGUGCCUUCUUUCAACAACUCAAAAGAGCAAAAAAUUGAUUUCUAAAGAAACUUAAUUUCAAUUCGUAUAGCAAAAGAAUGUCGUUUGACGGGAGUUUUCGCGUCGAUUAUGAGCUACAGAGGUUGCUUUCUCGGUGCCCCGAGCUCGCUUGUAUACCCGACUUCUAUUACUUGUUAAAGAAGGGUGAUAAAGUUACAGAAGAAGAAGUGGUGAAUGCUGUGGGAGAAAUUGUGAUACACCCAAAGUAUACGAUCCCAUUAAUUGGAUGCUUUCGUCCGUUAGCUAGGAAAAUUUUGGAUAGAGCUGUUUCGUUGCUUAGUUUGGUACCUAAUUUGAGGUGCAACGAUGAUGGUGGUGGUGAUUUGAUGGACGUUGAUCCAGAAGAUGGUCGGGGAGAAGUUGAUGAUUUAGAUAUUGAGGAUAGUGUUCAUAUAAUUGAUGUUUAUUCUAAAAGAGGGAAGGGUUUGAAACUUCAUGAGCUAGCUUGUCUCGCUUUUUCUAGAGCGAUUGAUUUGAUCCGUUCAUUAUUGAGGUCUGUCUUGGGUUAUUUUGAGUUUGCUCCCCCUCCAUUUGAAAGGUUUAGACAGAGAAUAACAGUUAUGGAGGCAGUUGCUUUGGAUGGAGCUGGUUUGCUGAAUGCAGUACGAGUUUCAUAUCGUCUCCUUCUAGCAGAGCCUGAAGUUUUUGUCACAAUGUGGGACUGGUCUUGCCUUCUGGACAAUAUAAGUCAGUUUCAUGAUUUUUAUUUGGGUAGAAAUGAAGAACCAAACAGAAGUGAGUGUGACAUAUUAUGGUGUGUGAUAAGAAUUCUGUCAAUACUUUUGAAGUUAAAUGACCGAGUUAUAGCAAAAUUCAAUCUAUGUUCUCAAGAGGCAUGUUCCUGUUUACUACGCUGGGAAGAAUAUUGUCAGGAUGUAGCACUGGAGAAAGCAGCCUGGUAUCUUGAAUCCUCACAUGAAAGUAAUCGUGACUUAGCUGGUGGAAGUACGAGAUUUAACCAAUGUCAAUCGCUGCACUCUUCACCUUUUGAUUCUUUAGUUCCAUCCUCCUCAACCAUUCUAGAGUAUGGACUCUUAAAGGGGGACAAGAAGGUGACAUGGGAUUGUGGGAAACCUUUCGUCUUGACUUCUGCUAUGCAGAAGAGCUAUGAGAUGGUGUUCCUGGCUUUUAGUCAGAGGUGGCCAGUGCUUUUGUAUGGCCCAGCAGGUUCAGGAAAAACUGCAUUGAUUUCAAAGUUAGCAGAACUUCAUGGGGGUCGGGUUUUAUUCCUUCAAAUGGACGAGCAAGUUGAUGGCAAGAUGUUAGUUGGCACUUAUGUAUGUACAGAGCAACCUGGUGAAUUCAGAUGGCAGCCUGGUUCACUUACCCAGGCUGUUUCCAAUGGAUUCUGGGUUGUCUUUGAGGAUGUUGAUAAAGCGCCUCCUGAUGUUCAAUGCAUCUUAUUGCCUCUGUUAGAAGGCGCAACUUCAUUCUUCACUGGGCAUGGAGAGGGAAUUAGAGUUCAUGAAGGUUUUCGGUUAUUUUCCACGAUGAAAAGCACUAAGCUAGAUAUAUCUAUGGAAGGUAAGAGUUCUGUUAGUGCACUUUGGCGGAGAGUAAUGAUUGCACCUUCAAGUCAUCAGGACUUGCUGAAGAUUGUGAAUAAGUGGUAUCCGGAAUUGAAGUCUUUGUCAACAGAACUUAUUGGAACAUUUGAUAGAGUUAAUGAGCUAGUAGGAUGUCAUUUUGGAACUGGUGCCUUUGUAGGUUCUCAUGGAAGGUUUUCACUGAGAGAUCUUCUCAAAUGGUGCAAGAGAAUUGCAGGUUUAGGUUUUCAUUUUGGCAGGGACGAUUUUCCAACUUAUGCCCGUGAAAACAUAUAUAAGGAGGCUGUAGAUAUCUUUGCUGCCUUUUUAACUGCUGAAAAACGGCUGGCUGUAGUGAAAGAGCUAGCAAAAAUGUGGUCAGUAGGACCAGUGGAGACUUUGUAUCCCAUCAAUAGGCCUGUUAUUCAGGAACUAGCAUCUGAUUUACAUAUUGGCAGGGUUGUACUUAAGCGCAACCACAGGGCUACCUGGGAAGAGAAGAAGCAUUUCGUUGAGAUUCGUAAUUUAAUCCACAUACUUGAGAGAAUAGCUUGCUCUGUUAAGUAUAAUGAGCCAGUUCUUUUGGUGGGUGAGACUGGUACAGGGAAAACCACUCUUGUACAGAGUCUUGCUUCGAAACUUGGUCAAAAACUUACAGUCCUGAAUUUGAGUCAGCAAAGUGAUAUAGCCGACUUGUUGGGUGGAUUCAAACCAAUUGAUGCUCAGUUCAUAUGUAUACCCCUUUAUAAGGAGUUUGAGAACCUAUUUACUGCUACAUUUUCUUCCAAGGAGAAUGGAGAUUUUCUUGUACGUUUAAGGAAGUUUGUUUCUGAAAAGAAUUGGAAGAUGUUAUUAGGUGGAUUUCAGAAAGGUGUCCGAAAGAUAAUUGAAAUAGGAAGAUCUGGGUCCGGUACAAAGCGGAAGAGACCUUUGGGUGAAGAACUGAUAAAGGCUUGGGAAACCUUUUCCGUUAAACUAGAUAAAGCGCGUAUGCACAUUGGUGCUUCUGGUGGAAUGAUAUUUUCUUUUGUAGAAGGAGCUUUUAUUACUGCACUUAAGAAUGGUGAAUGGAUACUGCUUGAUGAAGUGAACUUGGCUCCUCCGGAGACUUUGCAGCGAGUUAUCAGUGUACUUGAAGAAGAGACUGGAUCUCUAUGUUUGACUGAAAGGGGUGAUGUUGAUUAUGUAAAUAGACACGCAAACUUCCGCAUAUUUGCCUGCAUGAAUCCUGCAACUGAUGCUGGGAAGAGAGACUUGCCCAAUUCGUUAAGGAGCAGAUUUACAGAAUAUUUUGUUGAUGAUUUCUUGGAUGAUGAAGACCUUUCUUUGUUUAUUAGUCAGUUUAUUAAAGAGGAUCAUUCAAAUAGAGAACUAGUCAGUAAAAUUGUACAGUUCUAUAAAACAGCCAAGAAGCAAUCUGAUGAUAAAUUACAGGAUGGUGCUAACCAGAAACCCCAAUAUAGUUUAAGGUCUCUUUACCGUGCGCUAGAGUACACAAAGAAAGCAGAGAGAACUUUCGGACUUCAGAAAGCCCUUUAUGAUGGUUUUUGUAUGUUUUUUCUGAUUGCAUUAGAUGAACCAAGUGCUAAACUAAUGAAUCAAUUGAUUACUAAAUAUUUAUUAGAGGGCAAAAUGCCUCCACAGAUCUCCUUUGAUGCUUACUUGUUAGAUAAAGGAAAUUCAAGGUCUGAUGAUUUGUUGGAGAGCUAUGUUUUGACUAAGAGUGUGAAGGAUCAUAUUAGAAACUUGGCGCGUGCCAUAUUUAUUGGAAGAUACCCAGUUCUACUUCAGGGGCCUACAUCUAGUGGAAAGACGAGCCUAGUCCAGUAUCUUGCUGCGAUAACCGGUCAUGAGUUUGUGAGGAUCAAUAACCAUGAACACACUGAUCUGCAGGAGUAUAUGGGUUCCUAUGUUACUGAUGCAAAUGGGAAGCUUGUCUUUCAUGAGGGUGCACUUGUUGAGGCAGUUCGAAAUGGUCAGUGGAUAGUUCUGGAUGAGCUAAACCUUGCCCCAUCAGAUGUGUUAGAAGCUUUGAACAGGUUGCUUGAUGAUAAUAGAGAGCUUUUUGUCCCUGAAUUAUGUGAAACCGUUCGAGCACAUCCGAACUUCAUGCUGUUUGCCACACAGAAUCCACCAACCUUAUAUGGUGGUCGCAAAAUUCUUUCACGAGCAUUUCGCAACCGUUUCGUGGAGAUCCAUGUUGAUGAAAUUCCAGAAGAUGAGUUGAGCACAAUAUUGACCAAUAGAUGUGAAAUCCCAGAAAGCUAUGCUAGGAAAAUGAUUGCUGUCAUGAAGGAACUGCAAUUGCAUAGGCAGAGUACAAAAAUUUUUGCUGGAAAACAUGGUUUCAUUACUCCACGUGAUCUGUUUCGGUGGGCUAACCGUUUCAGGGAAUUUGGGAAGUCCUACGAAGACCUAGCUCGUGACGGUUAUUAUUUGAUGGCUGAGAGACUGCGAGAUAAUGACGAGAAAAAAGUUGUCCAGGCAGUUUUGGAACGGCAGUUGCGGGUUAGACUGUCUGAGGAUGAUAUGUUCAAGCAGGUUUUCUCUCUGGAAGGUGGAAGUGGAGAUAAGAUCGUGGAGCUUGGCAAGCAUACCGGAGUCGUUGGACAGCUGGACAAAAUUGUUUGGACUAAAAGUAUGUGGAGGUUGUACUUUCUUGUUGAGCGUUGUUACAAGCUGCGUGAGCCUGUUCUCCUUGUUGGUGAAACGGGUGGAGGGAAAACUACUGUUUGUCAGCUGCUUAGUAUCAUUUUGGGUUCGAAAUUACACAUUUUAAAUUGCCAUCAAUAUACAGAAACAUCUGAUUUUCUUGGGGGUUUCUAUCCUGUACGAGAAAGAUCAAGAAUUUCUACCGAUUUCAAGCAUCUCUGCGAGAAGUUGAUGCAUUCCAAGGCUAUUGUGAAUUAUCCUGGAGAUUCUAUGAUUUCUUCAGAUAUCAAUCAAGCUUCUUCCACUCUUCAUAAGCUGUCAGUUAUUUUAAGUAGUUACAGGCAGUGUGAAGUUUGCCAUCCUGAUGUAACUAGUGAAGAUGUUGACUACCUUGGACAGCUGAACUUUGACUUGGUUCGGCUGCACCAGAAAUGGCAGACCAUUUUUAUGUGGCAAGAUGGACCUCUUGUUGAAGCGAUGAAGAAAGGAGAGUUAUUUCUUGUGGAUGAAAUCUCUUUAGCUGAUGACAGUGUACUUGAAAGACUCAACAGCGUAUUGGAGCCAGAAAGAAAACUGUCUUUGGCUGAGAAAGGAGGGUCUGAUCUCCAGAAAAUAACUGCUCAUCCUAACUUUUUUCUACUUGCAACAAUGAAUCCUGGUGGUGAUUUUGGCAAGAAGGAAUUGUCUCCUGCCCUUCGCAAUAGAUUCACGGAGAUAUGGGUACCACCUAUUACUGACUUGGAUGAGCUUAAAAGUAUUGCUCUUGAGAGCAUUUCAAGAGCAAACUUAAGUGUGCUGGUAGAUCUUAUGAUGAAAUUUUGGGAGUGGUUCAACAAUUUACAAAUAGGAAGGGCACUUACUGUGAGAGAUCUUCUAUCCUGGGUAUCCUUUAUUAAUGUGACAGAGAGAAUUCUUCAACCAGAAUCUGCGUUCCUUCACGGGGCGUUUCUUGUUCUGCUCGAUGGCUUAAGUUUGGGUACAAAUAUUUCAAGGACAGAUGCUGCAGGGUUGCGAGAAAAAUUCCUUGGAUUUCUUUUAGAUGGUCUAAAGGAGCUCAAUCUUUGUUUUGAUUGCUCAAAUAUUUCCAUGCUGGUGUCUUAUGGUUGGGCCGAUCCUGGAAAAUCUGCUGUUUUCGCAUGCUCUGAUGCAAUGCACUGUGACAAUCGCUUUGGGAUUCCGCCCUUCUAUAUCGAGAAAGGUGGGAAUUAUUUUGCUGGUGAAAAAUUUGAGUUUCUAGCACCAACGACCCGCAGGAAUGCAUUGAGAGUGCUCCGUGCCAUGCAGCUUGCUAAACCUGUUCUGUUGGAAGGGAGCCCUGGCGUUGGCAAAACAAGUCUAAUUGUAGCCCUUGGCAAAUUUUCUGGGCACACAGUAAUACGGAUAAAUUUGUCCGAGCAGACGGAUAUCAUGGACUUGUUUGGGUCAGAUUUGCCUGUUGAGGGUGAUGAAGGCAUGCAAUUUGCUUGGUCUGAUGGAAUUCUUUUACAGGCUCUAAAGCAGGGAUCAUGGGUACUUUUGGAUGAACUCAAUCUUGCUUCACAGUCUGUCUUGGAGGGUUUAAAUGCCAUUUUGGACCAUCGCGCUGAGGUUUACAUUCCGGAGUUAGGUCGCACUUUCAAAUGCCCACCAUCUUUUAGAGUUUUUGCUUGUCAAAAUCCUUCAAAUCAAGGUGGGGGACGAAAAGGUCUUCCAAAGUCCUUCCUCAACAGAUUUAUGAAGGUAUAUGUCGAUGAGCUAGUUGAGGAUGACUAUCUUGCUAUUUCUAGUUCGCUCUAUCCAACAAUUUCGCGUUCUCUUCUCUCUAAGCUGGUUUUGUUUAAUAAGAGAUUACAUGAAGAAAUAAUGUUGCUUCACAAAUUCGCUCAAGAAGGUUCCCCUUGGGAGUUUAAUCUCCGAGAUGUGAUUCGUUCCUGUGAAAUCAUAAAAGAUGCCCCCAACGUAUCAAAAUCUGAUUGCUUUCUGAAUCCUGUUUAUAUUCAAAGAAUGCGCACAGCUGCUGAUAGAGUGGAGGUCUUAAAGCUUUAUGAACAGGUAUUCAAAAUGAAGCCCAGCAUAAACCCUUAUCCGCGGGUUCAGCUUAAUCCCCAGUAUUUGAUUGUUGGGAAUGUAUCUAUUGAACGAAAUCGUUGCCUGUCACCUGGAGUACUCAAUAGCGAGCUUAAAAUUUUGCCUGGCUUCCGCAAUAGUUUGGAAGCUGUAGCACAUUGUGUUAAGAAUCAGUGGCUAUGCUUAUUAGUUGGACCAGCAUCCUCUGGUAAAACUUCAUUGGUACGAUUACUUGCUCAGCUGACCGGAAAUGUACUUAAUGAAUUGAAUCUAUCCUCUGCAACUGAUAUUUCUGAGCUCCUGGGAAGCUUUGAGCAGCACAAUGCUGUUCGGAAAUACCGUCUUGCCAUCGCUUCGGUUGAGUCCUUUAUAAAUGAAUAUUGUGGUCUGCAACUGGAAUCUUCAUGCAAGGAAUUUAUGAUGAGAAAAGAGCUGUUCAUUUUGUGGCUGUCCUUCUUAUCAAGCAUCAAGCACGACCCUCCAAAAAGUUCUUGCUCUUCAUAUGUUGAUACAUGGAGGACGAAGUACUUUGAGUCUACUUCUACGUUGGUUAACAUUAUUGAACAUCUAAAGUUGGUAGUUGAGGAAACGUCACUGCCUAUGACUUGGUCGAUGAAGGACUUGGAAACAAUUCUUGCAAUGAUUAAGAAAUUUGAAGAAGGUCAUGCUAAAAGGACACAUUCCUCAAAGUUUGAGUGGGUAACUGGCAUGCUUGUAAAGGCUAUAGAAAAUGGAGAGUGGAUAAUAUUAGAUAAUGCAAAUCUCUGCAACCCAACGGUUCUUGAUAGGAUAAACUCUUUAGUUGAACAAUCUGGAUCCAUCACUAUCAAUGAAUGUGGAACAGUUGAAGGAAAACCUGUAAUUCUUCAUCCCCACCCUCAGUUUCGGAUGUUUCUAACAGUUAACCCUCUAAAUGGUGAAGUUUCACGUGCAAUGAGAAAUAGAGGGGUUGAAAUUUUUUUGAUGGAGCCUGAUUGGUUGUUUGAUGACAAAUGCACUAAAAUUGAAAUCGAGCUUGAGAAUGCAAAGAGAUUUGUAGUUCUUUCUGGUGUACCUUCCGGUAAGUUGGUCGAUUUGAUGGCCAAUGCCCACAUGAAUGCGAAGGUUAAAGGUGCAUUGCUCAAAAUUAGGAUCACACUUCUUGAACUUGCGCGCUGGGUGCAGUUAUUCCAGCAGCUUCUUACAAACGGUAACCAUUUUUCAUGGAGCCUGCAAACGAGUUGGGAGCAUACCUAUGUUUCUUUAUUUGGGGUUGAUCAAGGGAAUAGUAUUGUUGAUCAAGCCGGAGAUCCUAUUUCUCUAAUACCAAAGUUUGUGGACUUUAACUCUUAUCAAGCUGGCUUGUUAUCUUUGCCAGGGGGGUGGCCAGCACCCUUGAAAUUGAGGGACUAUCAAUUAUAUUCAAAAGAAACUUGUAUAAGGCAAAAUUGCAUGUACCUCGAGUUCCUGGGAGCGCAGAAUGCCUGUUAUUCAACCUCUGCUGCAUUACACAAUGCAUUGGCUCCUAAUUCUGUGGCUAGCUCACUCAUGAUGGAUACAAGGAUCUUGCAUGCCCUGAUGUUUUUUCCUAAAGAUUCAAGUUGUCAAGUUGCUGUUGGUGGCGGAUCAAAAGAACUUAACUUGGAUUUAGCCAGGGAAAUGCUGUUGUACGCUGCAAAUUGGGCGUUUGAACAGGCUACUGAAAGUGAUUACAAGCUUUAUCUUCUUUGGUUUUCCCAUGUUGGUUCUCUGUUACGGCAACAUUCUUCAUUCUUUAGUUUUUAUGCCUCUAUUCUGGCAAAAGAAUUGGAACAUCCAAUAUGGAAUCAGAUUUUUAGUUGUCGUCGUGAGAUUGUAUCUCAUAAUUUGGUUAAUAUGGAUUCUUGUCCGAUACCUUUACUUUCAGUAGAACUGGUUGAUUUAGCACCAGCUGACAAUGUGUUGAAAUCCUGCAGUGGAGUUCUUGUGAAUGCCAUUAAGAGUGUCAGAUUACUGAGACUUAGCCAUCUGCAGUGGAACUCCGAGAUAGGUUACAAAUACAGUAGUGAAACGCAGUCCCUUAAACCUGUUUUGAGAUCUCUUCAGGAGUUGGAGAAGAACGUACUUGAAAUGUUUGUCCAGUCAUCUUCUUUUGAUGUGCUGUUCCAGUUGUACAGUAACCUCCUUGAACAUCACACUCUACUAUGGACAGGAAUUAUUACUUCUCAAGACGAGUGCUUGCUAAUUUCUUGGAGUUCUUUGAUGAAGGAAGUUUCAAAAUUUUUGGAUUUUUUUCCAAAAGAAGUGGAGAUUUUUCAUAGAGAUAUAAAGAACUUGGAGGAGUCUCUAAAUGGAUCUUCACAGUUGCAAAAGUCCUUGUUGUGGGUCCAUGAAAAUUCCUUGCUGUGGGUCCAUGGUGGGCACCCGUAUCUGCCUCCUUCUGCUGAAUUAUAUGAGAAAUUGUGUCAGCUACUAAGCUUUUGCGAACGACUUUGGCCGGGAAAUAAAAUAAUCUGGGAGCUAGCAAUGGAUGAUGUAAUCAUUGAAGCAGCUUCAUCCUCUAAUCCAGAACUGCGGUUCCUCGCCAUGCAAGGUGUCUCUAUGUCAUCUUAUAUCAUGUCAAAAGUUGAUGAAAAUGGUGUCAGACCUGUCGAGCAGUUGGAGGAAAUGUACCAGAUGCUCUCUAGAAGAUUUGAUUUUGAAAAAGAGAAGUUGGAAGAGAAUUUGAGAAGCAUUAAGCAAGCCCCAAGAACAUCCAUUCUGCCUGAUUGUUGUGUCUUUUUAGCUGACGUGUUGUGUCAAAGGUCGAGCUUUGAUUGUUGGCUAGAGACUCUACCCAUAGUUGAGGGUGCCAGUUUUUUCUUUGAUACAAGCCUACUUCAGCAACUUUCGACAAUUGCUUUAGCUGAUGGGCAGAAACAAUACGAAGGUUUAACCGACUUGGCUGGCCUUAUUGAGUUUGCAAUGACUUUUUCUUUGAAGUUCUCUUCAAGGCCUCCAACUGACUUUUCGCCUCACCAGAAAAUUUUGUGGACCCUAGAUGCUUGGAAAUCUAUCUAUGGAGUGAGUGAACAGAUAUCCAGUUUUGUUCUUGAUAUGUGGUAUAAAUGGCAUACAUCUUUGUGGAAUUUGUUGCCAACUGUUGCUGAGAAUGUAUCAUGGCAUAAAUGUGAUGAUAUCCUUCCUGAUGAGCUGUUUAAGCCUUCAAAAAUGGCAGCAAUUCAGAAAAUCCUGUAUGGUGCAUUUGCUAUCAGAGAUUACCCAGUGCAUAGCCUCAAAAUGAGAGCUGCUUCCCGUUAUCUUUGGCAAGGUUCUCUGGAAAUAGACACAAAGAGUUUUCUAUUAUCGACUGCUCGGUCCCUCUUCCAGCAGAUGAUAUUUGCACACAAAAAGUCUUUCGAAGCUGAGAAGUUUGCGAGAAUCAAAACUUUCUUUCAUUCAACAACACGGAAGACCAUCUCGCAAGACGAUGUUAAGAUCAUGCUUUCCCUUCUUGAAUCAUCACAUCACAAGACAAUCUCAUCAGAUGAGAUGAGACCUUUUAUUGAGCAUUUGCUUCAGGGAUUGUAUCUCCCGUGCUCAUCUGAGGGCUUCAUGAAUAGGAUAGGAUGUGUAUGGUUGCUGAUUGGGAUACUCCGUUACAAGCUUCUGAUUUGCUGCACUGAUCUGGAUCCAACUGCAAAAUACCGCUUAAAGUAUUCAAGAGUGGUGGAAAAGAUAUCUUCUCUUCAGCUUGAAACUCAGGUACGCAGUGAUUGUGUCCAUUUGGCUGGAUCUUUUCAGUUGAGGGAACAAGAUAGAGAUAGAUCAAUAUUGUUGGAAGAUCUCAAUGCUAAGCGGAAGAAACUGCAAAGAAAGAUUGUUUUCCGCGCUGAACCUGAGAAAUUCAAGGGAAUGAAGGCAGUUUGCAAGGACUUCCUUGAUUUCCUUGAGAAUGUUGUCAAACAAGUUAUUACUACUGUAAGUGUGGAAGAGAUAUCUGGCGAAGUGCGCAACUGGCAGGAAAUGGCCACUAGUGCCAUAAAGCAGUUAUCAAAUGAAUAUUCUUCGUACAUGGAUGUAAUUCAGCCACUACAGACGGCUAUAUAUGAAAUGAAAUUGGGAUUGUCUCUGGCUUUUUCUGGUGCCUUAAGUGAAAAGUAUCUGCAGAAACUUGGAAAAUUUGAUAUAGAAUCUGUUCUGGCUGCGGUUUAUGCCUUUGUGAGAUUCCCAAGAGGGUGUGCAUCAAAAUCUGUUUCGUUUAGUGCUGCUGACAAUAAGUGCGCCAAGCUUUUGCGCUAUGAUAUUGAACUUCCAUCAAUUAUCUCAGCCCUUGAUUUAAAUUUGCUGGAGAAUCUUAUCAAUUUUAAACAGAGAGUCGAUAAUGAUAGCAAGAUGUCGUCCUUGCAACUGAGAAUUGCAAUGUAUCAGAAUGUUCUGAUUCGCCUGUUGCAUGCUGUUGUUAACGCCCACUUUCUGGAUACACCGUCCUUUAAGCUUGCGGAUAGAAUAUUUGAUGAGUUAGCAAGCAACUGGAUGCGAAUGAAACUUCAAGUCCGAACAACAGAAGAUAAUAAAGCUCAACAAUUUAGGUUUAAACCACGUGCAUUCAAGAUAGACAAUAUGCUUGAGAUUGACAUAUCAGCUCUUGGUAGUUUAGCUUCAGAUGAAUGUUUCUUAGAAUGGAAAGAGUUCCACUCUAGACAAGAAUAUUCUGAGAAACUGAACUCUGACCAAGAACCAGAAGCUAUCAUGGACGAUUGGAACUAUAUAGAAGACUCUAGUUUGAAUGACAUGAUCCACGUUCACAAUGAGUUAUUUGGCUCAACUGAUAUAUAUCAAUCUCCUGGAUGUUUCCAUGUAUCUGAUGCGAGCAGGUUGUCUUCCUUUACCGACUCUUACUCGUUGGGAACAAAAAUGAUUAGAGAUCUAGAAGGUUUACCAUCUUCCUCUUUGGAUGCAAAAAUUGCACCAGAACACUUACUUCGCCUAUGCAUAGAGCAUGAAACGAAGUUCUGUUCAUCAAAUAAGUCAGCCCUAAGAUAUAAUUUUUACAAGGAACCAAAUUUCUCUAUGUUGGCUAAAAUGGUGGAUCCAUUAGCAUCUCUUAAACAGCGAAUGACUCUACUUUUGGAAGAACGGGAUGAAUAUGCUCUUCAUAGAAUCUUGGAUAUAAUUGAAAUGAGCUUGGCUAUGCCUCUUAAUACCCCAUUGGCUAAGGCGCUCUCUAGCUUAGAGUUUCUGCUUAGCAGAGUUCGGAUGUUACAGGAAACUGUAGCAAAAUUUCCGUUGUCUGAUUAUUUGGACCCCAUAUUUGCUCUGGUGUCCUCAUGGUAUAAGUUGGAGUUUGAAUCCAGUCCUGCUCUGCUUGAUGAAGUUGAAGAUCAGUUUGAGAAGAAUGCGGGGAAGUUGUGGUUGCCACUAUAUUCAGUUCUUCGACGUGAGCAGUCUACUGAUAUUGAUGAAUACAACCGAUCUACAAUUAGAAGCCUGAAGGAGCUUAUUGAGAUGUCUAGCAUCGGGGAGUUUAAGAAGCGCCUUCAGCUCCUGGUUGCUUUUCAUGGGCAUAUUAGUGCUGGUUUAAGGAAUGGAACCUAUUCAAGCCUUUGGCUGGAGGAAAGUGUUAAAAUCCUCUACAACUGCUUUGGUUUCUACGCACAAUUCUUGCCAAUGAUUUUGGAGCACAUUGGAACUAAUAGAAGGAAAAUCGAGGAAGAGGUAAAUGAGCUUGUUAAGCUAUGCAGAUGGGAGCGCUUCGAAGAUUACUUAAGCAUAGAAAGCUCCAGGAGAACCAGGCAGAAGCUCAGAAAGAUCAUGCAGAAAUACACUGACCUGCUGCAGCAGCCUGUUAUGCUUUUUAUCAACCAAGAAAUAAAACGAAGUGGGACAAAUCCCCAAAGUACUGAUGAACCUACUCUCUUGGAUUCUUUUGAAAAGAGCAGAUCUCUUCUAAAUAUUGUCCUAGAUCAGAAGCAAUCAACAGUGGACAGCCCUUCUUGGUUUUCUGAUUGGUGGAAGAAAGUAGAGAAUGCUGUACAAGGUUUGCACGUUGACGCAUCAAGAGAUACUGAUGUGUCUAGGGUCGUAGAAGGGAUUGCAAGUGUCAUCAAGGAUGGUCAGGGCUUCAAGUCUUCAUGCCUGUUAUAUCUGAAUGAGUGGAAACAACUCAGGCAAAUAAUUGAGGAAGUAUGUGGUACUGCUAUAGACUGUGUUGAUGUGUGGGCGGAUGCAAGCAAGAAAAUGGGGAAGAGACGAGUGUUCUCGGAUUUUCUGAAGCUCUUGGAUAACUGUGGUCUAUCUAAGCACAGAGCCUUGUUUAUGGAGGAGCAGUGGAGAGUCAAUAUAUUAAUGUGCUGGUUCCUCCAGCCGUCUUAUGAUGUUCAACAUCUACUGCCAACAAAAGGUCCACCGGCCUCUAAAGACUCUGAAGUUAGUCACGGACAACUCCAAAGUUCACUAGAUAAGAGUUUGGAAACCAAAUGGAAAGCAGCUAACCUGUACUAUUUUAAGAGCAUAAACUCAGUGCAUGUUUUGCAGCAAAUUUGCCUUAGUUUCCAUAAGGAUUUUACUCUUGAGCAGGUUAAUAAGUCAGGAUCUUACAUUGAUCACCUCACUAGCAUUCAACAAGAGCAACGGGAGGUAGCAUAUACUUUUUCUCAGCGACUCAAAUGUUUGAAAGAACUGUUAUUGCCUUUGGCAAGCUUAUCUUCUGGUAAUAUCCCUUUCACAAAUGUGACACAUGGUCAGUCAUUCGCCAAAAAUCAGUACAGCAUAUACAAGUGUCUUUGGCAACAAAAGCAACUUUUUGAUAACUUGUAUGGCAUGUUGUAUGAAGAGCACUUGUUUGUACAAACUGUCGAAGAUUGCCAUUUGAAUACGUGUCCAAGUGUUAAAGACAGUGCAAUGCAGAUUCGCCUUUUCAUUGAAAAACAUUUGCCCAUCGUUCUGGAGUCUAAGGAUUUGUUGGACGGUCAUCUUAUUGGCUUUCAUGGAGUUAAAAGAAAGGAAGAAACUCAAUUGCAUCCUAUUGCUAUCACGAAGGACCUGGAGCAGGUGGUACAUAAAAAUUUUACUUUAGUCAGCAAAUUGGAGGUUGAGUUUCGUGCUUUCCACAGACAAGAUGGAGUUGGAGCAACUGUUACGGAUAUCCUGCUUGGAAACUUUGAGGAGAUAUUUGACAAGACCAACUUCAUACACAAUCAAUUUGAAGCAAGAAACACAUCUGAAGAGAGGGCCCAAGAUUCCAUCCACUAUACAGGAGAUAUCACUGCGCGUCAAGCUGAAUUUUAUAACGCCUUGGAGAAAACAUAUAGAACUAUCAUAGACACUUUGAAUGGUCUUGUGCCUCUGAAGAAUGGUUGUACUCCUCCUGAUGGUCUGAAUAUCAAUGCAUGGAAAAUUCUCCUAGACUCUGCAACAAGGCAUCUACAAUCGGACCUUAAUGAUCAAUUAGUGAAUACUAUUCAUCUUGGAGGAGAGUUAUUGAACCAUUACAGUGCUGGAAAUGCGAAUUCCUAUUCGGAUGUCAGAGCUCAUGUAGAAAAUCUAUAUUCACUGUUGGAUGUGAUCAUUGCCUUCGCCGAUGGUCUUCUGCAUGAUUUUCUUAUCAUGCAUAGAAUGCUAUCUGUGAUGACCUAUGUGCUGGCAAACAUAUUUGCUUCACUAUUUGCCAAAGGUUUUGGUACAAAAGAAGAGGACACAGAUGAUGCCAACCAAGAUUUAAUUCAAGAUCAAAGUGGAACAGGUAUGGGUGAAGGUAGUGGCAUGAACGAUGUCAGCGAUCAGAUAAAUGAUGAAGAUCAGCUCAUCGGCACUUCCACUGAUAGAGAUGAAGAGAACACUUUGGGUGACGCUCCAAGUAAAACUGACAAAGGAAUUGAGAUGGAACAAGAUUUUGAUGCUGCUACCUUUAGUGUAAGUGAGGAUUCUGUGGAUGAUGAAGGAGGGAAUGAAGAAAAUGAAGAACUGGAAUCUGCUAUGGGGGAAACUGGUAAUCAGGGUGAAGCAGUUGAUGAGAAAUUAUGGGACAAAGAUGAGGAUAAUCCUAGUACCAUGGAUGAAAAGUACGAGAAUGGCCCAUCAGUAAGAGACAGCGGUAUCGACAGAGAGCUUCAAGCAAAAGAUGAUGCUGGUGAAGCUGCUGAUGAAGCUGGAGGACUCGAUCUUGACAAAUCAGAGGAGCAAGCUGAUGAAAAUGGAAAUGAUGAGACGUGUGAAGGGAUGGAAGACAUAAAUAUGGACAAAGAGGAUGCAUAUGCAGAUCCUACUGGAUUGAAGCUUGACGAACAUGAUCAAGGUCCUGAAGAUGAUUGCAAUAUGGAUGAACCAGAGUGUGCUGAACCGAUGGUAGAAGAUGAUCUGGACCAGCAAGGCAACCCUGCUGAUGAAAAUAAUGAGGGGGGUGAAAGAGCUGAUUCAGAUGCUACUUUUGAUGAAGCGGACUCUGACCAUUUGGAUGAAAGUUCUGGACGUGCUGGUGAAGAAGGUGAUCAUGCAAAUGACACAAAAAAGGAACCAACAACACAAAAUAAAGAGAUGCUGCAGUCGGACACUUCUCAAUUUGUGGGUGAUAAUGUCCCAACUUCUGUGUCUGCAUCUGAGCCUAGAGGUGAAUAUAAUCAAGCAAAUUUAAGAGAUGCAGCUCCUGAAGCAAAGGGAUCUGAUGUUGAUGGUCUUCAACAUGAUCUUGCUCCCAUGAGAGGUUUUCCUGAUGCCUCUAUGGUUGAAAUCAUAGCUUCUGAUUCUUCAAAUGGUCAAAAGCUGGGCAGUGAUCAACCUGAAAAUUCUUUACCUCCAGCUGAUUCAUCACAUCAAAGGAUUCAGCCAAAUCCUUGUCGUAGUGUGGGUGAUGCCCUUGAGGGGUGGAAAGAUAGAGUCAAAGUCUCCCUUGACCUCCAGGAGAGCGAAGCUCCAGAUGAUUUGGCUGCUGAAAAUGCAAAUGAAUAUUCAUAUACUGCGGAAUUUGAAAAGGGAACAGCUCAAGCGCUUGGGCCAGCAACUGCUGAUCAAGUAGACAAAAAUGUACAUGGAAACGAUCUUGAAAGAGAAACUGUAACUACGGAGAGGAAAGAUGACAUUUCUGAAAUGGAGAUUGAAAGGCAGCUGUCUGAAGCACAUACUAUCAGCAAUUCUGCUGUAAGUUCCAGCAAUGCCAAGGGCAAGGAAUCGGAGAUAAUUAACACUGAGGAGCAACAGGAAUCAACAUCUGAAGUUGAUAUUAGAGAUGGUAGCGCUGUUCCUAGUUUGUCCCAGAGUUUGGUCUCUGUGAAGAGGACCUUUUUGUCUGAGGACAUAAAUCGGCUUAGUGAGCUCUCGGUAAAUGAUGAUGACCUGGGCAAGGCCCGUAACCUUGAGGAGGUAUCCAAUGAGAUGAGAGAAAAUGCUGCAACACACUGGAAAAAUUAUGAACUUCGAACUGCGAGGUUGUCUCAGGAGUUGGCUGAACAGUUGCGUUUGGUAAUGGAACCGACUUUAGCUAGCAAGCUCCAGGGAGAUUACAAGACUGGGAAAAGAAUUAAUAUGAAGAAGGUAAUUCCAUAUAUAGCAAGUCAUUACCGUAAAGAUAAAAUAUGGCUGAGGAGAACUCGGCCUAACAAACGGAACUACCAAGUGGUAAUUGCUGUGGACGAUUCUCGCAGCAUGUCUGAGAGUGGUUGUGGAAGUUUAGCCAUUGAAGCAUUGGUGACUGUUUGCCGUGCAAUGUCUCAGUUAGAAAUAGGACAGCUCUCAGUUGCAAGCUUUGGUAAGAAGGGUAAUAUUCGCAUAUUGCACGAUUUCGAUCAGUCCUUUACCGGAGAGGCUGGUAUUAAGAUGAUCUCUAGUUUGACCUUUAAGCAAGAAAACACCAUUGCAGAGGAACCCAUGGUUGAUCUUUUGAAGUAUUUGAAUGACAUGCUUGAUGCUGCAGCCGCCAAUGCCCGGCUACCAUCUGGACACAAUCCCCUAGAGCAGCUCGUUUUGAUAAUAGCUGAUGGCUGGUUUCAUGAGAAGGAGAACAUGAAACGCUAUGUCAGAGAUCUUUUGAGCAAAAAGCGUAUGGUUGCGUUUCUUGUGGUGGAUAGCCUACAGAAAUCCAUAUUGGACCUUGAGGAAGCUACCUUUCAGGGCGGAGAAGUUAAGCUUUCAAAAUAUUUGGAUUCAUUCCCAUUCCCUUACUAUGUUGUGCUCAAAAACAUUGAAGCACUUCCAAGGACACUUGCUGAUUUAUUAAGACAGUGGUUUGAGCUUAUGCAACAAUCGAGGGAUUAGGUUGCCAAAUUUUACACACCUCAAAACCCCGAUAGGAAUAUACGUGUACAUACAUAAUACCUUUCUGUCAAAACCCCGAGAGGAAUAUAAGUGUACAUAAUACCUUUCUCGGCCUUUGGGCACAGAUCAAGUGGGGGUGAGGGAUGCAGGGUGGAAGGGUGUUUAUGAUUGGAACUGGCGCAUUAUAUAGCCCUGUAAAGGCAAAAUGGCCUCUUCCUACCUGUCAUGUUGUAGCUACUGAAACUUAAAACCUUAUAAUGCAAAAGUUUCAAGUUUGCGAGCUUCA